AUGGACGGGAACGCUGCAACAGGCCUGCGUUUGAUCUCCAAAGCAGCCGGAGAGUGGACCUUGGAUACGGGCAUGGUACAGAGUCUGGAAGUUGAAGGUUGGGGCCUACGGGAGACCAACACCAUCCGCAUCCUUGAAAGGGGCAAGACGUGCCGUGAGGAAGGCUACUCACAGGUGGCUACGCAUGUGAAAUGGUGCUCAGCAAAGAACAAAGGCAUUUGUGUAAUGCAUGGUCCAGGAACAAAUGAGACUUCGAUAUUUGAUUUGCCUGGAAUAUUGUGGCGCCAUAACUCAACAGAUCCACCGGCAUACAUCUACCAGAUCGAAGCGGCUUCCGAUGGACGAGGAACUUUCCUUCACUUCCCGGUGGUACCUGUCAUUAGGCAAUUCGACACCAUUGUCAUCGAAGAGAAUAUAGUACCUCAGGCUGACCAUUGGGUACGCCAGAGAGACUUGCAGCGCAUUCUUCGUGGCCAGGACACUGGCCACCAGAUCGUUGAGAUGCUCAAUGCAGAUCGGACUCUUCGGAUUGAAAUGGUGCUCGAUCCAUUUCCUCAACUCGUCUUCACUCCGCCGCAAGAGGGGAGGUGGUACCGGAACAAUAAGAUCAAGGUGCCAGACAUUCGCGGAUCGGAGGAAGUUGGCAAUCUGGCAGUUUGCUGGGGUGAGCGUGCGGGGGAGUACUACGCCCUGGCUGGAUUCUUGAGCUUUGUGAACCCAAAUUUCCUAGCGAGGAUCACUCUUGGCUUGACAACUACUGCUGUUGGACACACAGCUCCGAUCAUCCUGAACUUCAUUACGGGUGACAACCCACAGUAUUAUCUGCCGCAGAACUCCAUGCAGCUCAGGCAUCUCAAUCAGUCUGUGGACGACUGUUUCUGGAGCUUCACACGGAUCUUGAGUGUGCACCUCAGCUACGUGGACACCAACCGCUAUGGCUCUGAAGGACGGGUGAUUGCGAUCUACCUCCUCUUUGAGGUUAUGAAUGCCAAGCUGCAGAUUCCUAUGUCCUUGGCUGAAUACGAUGCACUGGAGGAGAAGCUCAUCGAAGUGGUGACGCUGGAUGACAUAAAGCUCAAGCCUGAGGGAGUGGUCGAUGUCGGCUACGUGAACCCCGACAAGCCGAUGCAGAGAUCAGCUGACCGCUCGAACACAAGCGAAGAUAUGCGCUGGUUUCAAGGAGGUUAUGGCGGCAUUUACCUCCAGCGCUUUGCAGUGAACGACAUCGUGGAUGGACCUCGGCCGGCAGAAGACGAGGCAGUUCUUAAUGUUGCUGACAUGGCCGUGGCUGACGAACUGGGUCUGUCUUUCGUCAUUCGUGGAGAAGAGAGGGGUAAAAUUACCCAACAGUCCUUGCUGCGAAUCUACUUGUGGCCAUUGACAGUCUGGAACUUUGACAUUCGCACGCCAUGCCAGGCCAACUGCCAACCGCACUUUUCAAAGUUGUGCACUUCCACUGUGGACUGUCAGAUGGAGUCAGCAAUGUCUCUUUGUGAAGACUUUAUACCACCGUUGGCUCAGCAAUGGGUUGACACAAGGGGUAGGGCAUGUGACUGGUAUGCUCAGCCUGGCGUUUGCAAUACGGACGGUGAGUUCUACACUCCAAGUCAUGGCUAUUCAGCUUUGUUUGCUUGCUGCGUUUGUGAAGGAGGAGUUCGAUCGAACGCCAACAUCAUCAAGCUUCGCCUACCAACAAGGAUGGAUCCAGCCUUCACAUCAGAAGUGAUGCACACAAUCCGCUUUUGGGCUGCUCGGCCCUUGCCAAAGCGUGGCUUCUUCCCGAUCCGCAUGGGCGCACAAAUCUCCACGUCCAAUGAUGGCUACCCUGACUACACACAAGUGGCAGGACGGUAUCUUGCGCACCUACCUCCCCAAACCAGCUAUGCAUCAGUGGUGGGCUCGUUGGUUGGCGUGGAGGGUUGGGGAAACUUGAGGCAAUUCAACUCUGACCCAGUCUGGAACAAUAUGUACAUCCGCAUGCAGAUGCCUUUGACGGUUCGCGCUGUGGGAGGUGGCCCAGAGCACACCUUGUGGCGAAGUACCGCUUAUUUCGAGGUGGUGUUGCCACCAGGCUACAAGUGCAUGCAUGCCGAGCGAGCUCUGGGCCCUGCAGAUGGUGACAACCAGGUUCAGAUGCCGUGGCUGUCAAUUGUGUCUCCUCAGGGCAAAGGCCUGUUGCCGGGCGCGGAUGUGCGGGAAGGCGGCAACCUGAGCGCUCCUGGUGUGAUUUGGCCAAGUGGAGAUUGGGAGUUUAUGGACAACAAGUGUAUCUUCUACAUGACUCCUGACAUGACGCUCUACGAUCGCCAGCGCCUCUACCUGUACAUUUGGGCCUUGAACCCGUCACGGCCAAUGCCAAGAGAUGAUCCGGAGAACGUUUGGCAGAUCAAUUUCAGAUCUGCUGGCACUUGGGCUCUUCCGGAUCAACACACAAUACCAUGCCAGCCCUUUCUUCCACCAUUCUGCAAUGAUACAGGAGAAAAGUACUUUGUGAAUCCUGAAUCCUAUCCGCUGGUGUACCGUGACUAUUCGCUCCUCUACCCCAACUACACAGAAGUAGAGAUGGAUCUUGGCCCCUACGACUUUGCUGUCCCACCAGGUGAAGACCACUACUUUGUCACGAACUUUGCAGUGCUCGGCGUGCUGAGGCAAACCGUAGUGCAGCCUCCAUCGGUUGUGCUAGGUUCCAGGACCAAAUUUCAGCUUUGGUUUGUUGCUGAAAUGGGAGCUGACCGUGGAGGUUUCGUUGGGGUUCAUUCACCUGGAGGCUUCGAAUUUGGAGAUCCAUGCUCUGCGCGAAACUUGCCAGAGGAGUAUUACUCGUCUUUCGGGCCGCCGGGUAUGGUGGUGCCUCAACGUGUGUGGCCUCUGGAGGACAUGGGUGACUGCCAUUUGGGGAGUCCACCCAGCUGGCACCCCAACGGGAACUAUGCCAUGAUCAAAGUUGCAGGCUCAGUGAUUGCCGACCGAUUAUAUGGGCUGGAGAUCGAUAUUGACCUUCCAGCGUACUUCCUGUCGCAGAAUCACAGUAGCGACUACUGGGCCUUCCACAUUAGUGUGGUCGACGGCUUCGGCUAUGGCCGAGACUCCACCUAUAUCACUGCCUCCUUUCAGCCGGAUUUGGCGGAGCCGUGGGACUUUUAUCAGGCAGCACCGCUGGUGAACCCCAUUCCGGUGAACUUGGAUAUGUUCCCGUUCGCUCACACCAGUCUGAAGUCUGUGGUUGACAUUGGCCCGAUCAUGCUUAACGUCACGAUCACGGAGCAGUUCCGGCUCUCAGCACCCCUGGGCUACAGAUGGGCUUGGAAUAUUUUUGACAUUUUUAACGAGUUCAUCUACCGAUUCCUGCCUGGACAGCCGGGCUCUCAGCUGAAAGUGACAUAG
Molecule: messenger RNA, 3384 nt
Organism: Durusdinium trenchii
Lineage: Eukaryota; Dinophyceae; Suessiales; Symbiodiniaceae
Source: the annotation of a GenBank genome assembly